GGCGGGCCAGUAUUGCCGGGUAGCGGCGGUGAGUGGGCUGGCCUGAGGCCUGGGGUCCGGGGGCUUUGGGGAGCCGGCCAGAGGGCGCGGAGAGAGCUUGGGAUCGCCGCCCGCUGCCGCCACCUGGCAUGUCGGCCGAGGCCUCAGGCCCGGCGGUAGCCGCGGCCCCGUCGCUGGAAGUCCCUAAGCCCUCGGGUCUCGAGACUGGUUCCGCCGCCUACGGUCUCAAGCCUCUGACCCCGAACAGCAAGUACGUGAAGCUAAACGUGGGCGGCUCGCUGCACUACACCACGCUGCGCACACUCACGGGACAGGACACUAUGCUCAAGGCCAUGUUCAGCGGCCGCGUGGAGGUGCUCACCGACGCCGGAGGUUGGGUGCUGAUCGACAGGAGCGGCCGCCAUUUUGGUACAAUCCUCAACUACCUGCGGGACGGGUCCGUGCCACUGCCUGAGAGUACCAGAGAACUGGGGGAGCUACUAGGUGAAGCGCGCUACUACCUGGUACAGGGCCUGAUUGAGGACUGCCAGCUGGCACUGCAGCAAAAAAGGGAGAAUCUGUCCCCGCUGUGCAUCAUUCCCACAGUGACAUCUUCCCGGGAGGAGCAGCAGCUCUUGGCCAGCACCUCCAAGCCCGUGGUGAAGCUUCUGCACAACCGCAGUAACAACAAGUACUCCUACACCAGCACUUCAGAUGACAACUUACUUAAGAACAUCGAGCUGUUUGACAAACUGGCCCUGCGCUUCCAUGGGCGGCUGCUCUUCCUCAAGGACGUCCUGGGGGACGAGAUCUGCUGCUGGUCUUUCUAUGGAAAGGGCCGCAAAAUUGCUGAGGUAUGCUGCACCUCCAUCGUCUAUGCUACAGAGAAGAAGCAGACCAAGGUGGAAUUCCCAGAAGCCCGGAUCUUUGAGGAGACCCUGAACAUCCUGAUCUAUGAGACUCCUCGGGGCCCAGAUCCAGCCCUCCUGGAGGCCACAGGGGGUGCAGCUGGUGGGGGGGGGGCAGGCCGAGGGGAGGAUGAAGAAAACCGAGAGCACCGUGUCCGCAGGAUCCACGUCCGGCGCCAUAUCACCCAUGACGAGCGUCCUCAUGGCCAACAGAUUGUCUUCAAGGACUGACCUUUAACCCUUCCCAUCUUCUUCCUGCCUCUGGGACCCAGUCCCAUCCUCUCUUUUCCUCCCCUUCCCAGACCUUUGCCCCGGCUCUGCUGGCCAAGUCGUGGGUCCUCCUUCUGUCCCUUCAUUGCAUGGUACUGUUCACUUUGGCCCUUCUCCAUUCAUUCCCUCCUCAUUGCUAACAACACGGUACAUUCCAGCCCCUCCCCUCAGUCAGAGCCCUUCAGAAGGCCAACUCAUCCCCAUUCUCAUCCUGCUAUCUUUCCCUCACCAAUUGGUUUAGAAUGACUUAGAUUCCCUUUUUCUUUCUUGGUAUGUGCACAUGCCAGAGUAUGAAGCCAGCCCCUCAUAACAUCCCCACACACUGAGCCACGCCACCUCCUUCCCCACCUCCUCCCUCCCUAAUUUUGUAUGAGGCUGGCCUGGGCCUGCACCAGCUCAGCUACCUUCU
Messenger RNA from Cynocephalus volans (Philippine flying lemur), 1566 nucleotides. It is a transcript of the gene KCTD13, whose product is annotated as potassium channel tetramerization domain containing 13. Gene Ontology annotation, cellular component: Cul3-RING ubiquitin ligase complex. NCBI's taxonomy places the organism in Eukaryota, Metazoa, Chordata, Mammalia, Dermoptera, Cynocephalidae. Bases 129 to 1118 code for a protein of 329 amino acids. The transcript has 6 exons. Gene Ontology annotation, biological process: negative regulation of Rho protein signal transduction; protein homooligomerization; proteasome-mediated ubiquitin-dependent protein catabolic process. Gene Ontology annotation, molecular function: protein binding; ubiquitin-protein transferase activity. The record is from RefSeq and is a predicted model, not a curated record.